UGUUGUUCAUGUCAUGAGUAAAACAUCUGCAGACAUUAUUUUGGAAAAGAGAAAACAAGGAUGCAUUGUUUUUGGAGAAACCCUUGCAGCUAGUUUAGCAAUUGAUGGAAGAGCCUACUUUGAUAAAUGUUGGUAUAAAUCAGCUUCUCAUGUUGUGUCACCUCCUCUUCGACCCGAUCCCACAACUCCACUGUAUCUUAUGGAUUUACUAUCAAGUGGGGCUUUACAAGUGGCAGCAAGUGACCAUUGUACCUUUUCAUUGGAACAAAAAGCAAUGGGGUGUAAAGAUUUUAGAAAAAUUCCUACAGGAAUCAAUGGAGUUGAAGAUAGAAUGUCAGUACUUUGGGAAAAGGGAGUGAUGACUGGCAAACUAGAUCCAUGUCAGUAUGUAGCUGUAACCAGUACAAAUACAGCUAAAAUCUUCAACAUAUAUCCUCAAAAGGGACGAAUUCAAGUGGGUUCUGAUGCAGAUAUUGUUGUUUGGGACAGCAAUAAAACACAUACCAUUCAGGCAAAGACUCAUCAUCAGCGAGUUGAUUCUAAUGUUUUUGAGGGAAUGACAUGUCAUGGUGUUCCUGUUUAUGUUAUAUCAAGAGGAAGAGUAGUUGUGGACAAUGGAAAGGGAGUGAUGAAAUUACCUGUAGUAAUAUUUGUCCAACAGUAAUACAGUCGACCCCCCUAUAACACGGG
Molecule: messenger RNA, 690 nt
Organism: Centruroides sculpturatus (bark scorpion)
Lineage: Eukaryota; Metazoa; Arthropoda; Arachnida; Scorpiones; Buthidae
Product: dihydropyrimidinase-like
Exons: 6
Coding region: 14-664 (216 amino acids)
Biological process (GO): pyrimidine nucleobase catabolic process
Cellular component (GO): cytosol
Molecular function (GO): dihydropyrimidinase activity
Source: RefSeq, a predicted model, not a curated record